GCGGCGGUGGUGGCCGCGGUUCUCCCCUUCCCUCUGGGCAGCCCCUUCCCCCUCCUGGGGGGGAUCGCCCAUCACGGGCGAGGGGCGGUGAGGGAGGGGAGGCUUGCCUGAAACCAGGUACAGGCCGCUCGGGGCGGCCCCGCUCUCCCCGGGCAGGGCCGUCCCCUUUUUCGGGCCUGUGCCGGGCACGACCGUGGGAGCGCCUCGGGGUGCUGGGCCGAAGCUUUUGUUCCUGCGGGGGAACUGCUGUGCUGUGAAGGUGACAGGUGACGGGAAAUAAUAACUACUAUGGAACCUUGGCAGCCUUGUAAGUUUGGAAGGCUUAAAUCCAAGUUUGAAAAGGCCUUUUCCAGUCCUGAUGAUUUGCUGGCUGAGGCACUUAAUUAGGAUGGCUUUUGAACAAAUUGGAUUGAACAUGGAAUCAGUGCUUUGGUCAAGCAAGCCUUAUGGUUCAUCUCGAAGUAUUGUAAGAAAAAUUGGUUCUAACCUCUCUCUUAUACAGUGUCCAAGAGUUCACUUUCAGCUUACUUCUCAUGUCACGGAAGGAAAUAGUCCUGCUCAGCUCAGAGAAGAUGCAGUGGCCUCCUUUGCUGAUGUGGGAUGGAUUGCUGAAGAAGAAGGUGAAGUCUCUACAAGGCUCAGGUCAGAAGUUCGGUCAAAAGCAGCCCAGCCUCUUGCAGGCGAAGCACAUCAUUUCAGGAAGUCCCCACACAGACAGACAUCCUUGCAAAGCCCAUCAGGAGAGGAACCAGUGCCCAGGAGUGCAGUGAUGGCAAAUGAAGAAGCCCUGCAGAAGAUCAGUGCCCUAGAAAAUGAACUGGCCUCUUUAAGAGCACAAAUAGCCAAAAUUGUAACCUUGCAAGAACAGCAGAACUUGGCAACAGUUGGGCAAAACCCACUUGCUUCAGCUGCUGUCCCCGUUCCACCACCACCGCCUCCUCCUCUGCCUCCACCCCCUCCCUCAGGUCUGGAUCAGAGAAAGUCUGCAAUUGAUCUCAUUAAAGAGAGGAAAAACAAAAAAAUGAACGCUGGCCAGAAUGUGGUGGAAAAUGGGCCGAAGAAGCCUGAAGUACCAAACAUGCUAGAAAUCCUAAAAGACAUGAACAGCGUGAAACUACGCUCGGUGAAAAGAUCCUCAGAAAGUAUAAAAUCUAAAGUGUCUCAGCCUGCAGAUCCUGCAACAUUAAUAGCAGAAGCUCUCAAAAAGAAAUUUGCGUAUCGAUACCGAAAUGAUAGCCAAGGUGAAACAGAAAAAGUGAUUCCAAAGGCUGAAACCAAGACACAGACUGAGGUAGUGCUGUUUGGACCACACAUGCUGAAGUCUACAGGAAAAAUGAAGACUUUAAUUGAAAAAUCUUAGUGUUAAAAUUAUUCUGCAAAAGACUGUUAAGCUGCUUUUUAUAAAAUAUUUUUAUGUUGCAAAUAGCACUAGUACUGAGAGGUUUCUUUUUUACAUCACAGAAAGACCUAAUGUGAAAUGUAGAAAUGAGGCACUAAACAUGUUUGUAUGUAUGUGAUCUAUUAAAGGGAAUAAAUUGGAUCAUUAUCCUCAGGUAUUAAUUUUGUAUUCAAGCUUGGCUUUCCACUCAGAUUUAUGUGAUGGGUUUAGUUUAUUAACACUAAGUUAUAUAUACAACAUAUACAACAUUUUCUGUGCAUAACUGACCAGCUUAAAAAUUUGUGUACAUGUUAUUAAUGAUAGUAAUAUACCCUUAAGUUAAUACCAGUUUUAUGUGAGGUCUACCUGUAAUUUGCACUACAGUGUAUAAUUUGAUACUGAAAUCUUCAUGUUGAAGUCUUUCUUUUAAAUUUAACUGUAGCAAACUUUUAGCCCAAAGAAAACCUGGAGGCACUUUGCUUCUUACUUAAACAAAGUGAAAACUUGAACCUGCUGCAGAGGUCACCUAAAUUUUACAUAGUAGUACAGUUUUGUGCAGGGAUAUUGUUUGUUUCACAUUAGCUUGCAAGGGUAAGAGAGUAAAACCUGCUUGCAUCAUCCUGUGGCCAUUAUAAAGGGUAAAAUCAUGCUGUGGGAGCCUCUGUAAAAAGGUAGAGUCGUGGGAAUUUGAAAUAGUCAGUAGAUAGCAGCAGAUUGAAAUAAUAAAGAGUACGUGUUAUUAGCAUGAAGUGCUGUAGAUGAGAAAACGAAGGCACGAAGUACUGUGGGGUGCAAGUUGCCAAAAGCAGCUCAUCUCUUCUGCUCUCAGAGAUGCUCAUGGACACCUUCUCCCCAGCCUGGCUCCCUGGGUCUGUUUCUGGCAGAUGGGGCUUGCACAAGCCCUUUGCAGGGAAGAGGUGGGAUAAGCUGUUGCCCAUAACCCAUAACCUCAUGUCUCCAGCCACAGGUGUAGAAAGGCUCAAGCUGAACGUACAAGUCGGGGUGAAAAAAUCUGUCAAGGUGCACUCUGAAACAAAGCCAUGGGUUCCUCAGACCAUGGAUGAGCAUUGAAAAAGCUGAGCCCUGGGUAUUUUUGGUGCUCUAAGCUGAUCCUGGCUACUGGGACAAGUACAAGUGCCUCUAGGAGCUUCUGUUUCCUAGGAAAACACACAAGCAGCACUUCUUUGAAUAAAGACAGCUGAAUGGCUCUGACAAGGUUACUGAAGAUAGGGAAGCUUUGCUGCUUAUAACUGGAAUGUUGGUUGUACAUGGAGGAGCUGUGAUUCCUAGUGUGGAACUUGAAAUGGUGUUAAUACACACACAAUGUAACCUCCUUCCAAAGUGCUCUGCCAUCAGUCCUACUGAUUGGUCAUUCAAUCCUUCUGUUUUUUUAAGUGCCUUUAAAACACCUUUGUGAAAGUUAACUUUGGUUUUAAGUUUUGUAUUUUAUGCUCUAUUGCCACUAUAUAAAAUUAAAAGCAGAUAAAAUAAACAUGGCAUAUCUGA
Messenger RNA from Oenanthe melanoleuca, 2884 nucleotides. RefSeq names its product mitochondrial fission regulator 1 (gene MTFR1). Gene Ontology annotation, biological process: aerobic respiration; mitochondrial fission. The record is from RefSeq and is a predicted model, not a curated record. Lineage: Eukaryota; Metazoa; Chordata; Aves; Passeriformes; Muscicapidae. The transcript has 8 exons. The coding region runs from base 359 to 1360 and encodes 333 amino acids. Gene Ontology annotation, cellular component: mitochondrion.